Molecule: messenger RNA, 933 nt
Organism: Didymosphaeria variabile
Lineage: Eukaryota; Fungi; Ascomycota; Dothideomycetes; Pleosporales; Didymosphaeriaceae
Gene: OAC1
Product: Mitochondrial oxaloacetate carrier protein
Exons: 5
Coding region: 1-933 (310 amino acids)
Source: RefSeq, a predicted model, not a curated record
AUGUCCACGACAUUAGGAUCCUUCAUUGCUGGCGGCAUUGCAGCGUGCGGCGCGGUAACGGUUACACACGGGUUCGAGACGGUCAAGAUUCGAUUACAACUACAAGGAGAGCUGCAGGCGAAGAAGGAUGCUCCGCGGUUAUACAGAGGCGUUUUCCACGGCGUUGGCGUCAUUCUGAAGAACGAAGGGCCCAAAGGCUUGUUGCGAGGGUUGUCAUGCGCUUAUGUCUACCAAAUGACCCUCAAUGGCUGCCGGUUAGGCUUCUACGAGCCCACGCGCAAGUUCCUCACCAACGCCAUCUAUAAGGACGACAAGGUCCAAUCAUUCGGAAUCAACCUCUUCUCCGGCGCCUCUUCAGGUAUUCUCGGCGCGGCCGCCGGUUCGCCCUUCUUCCUCGUCAAGACGCGGUUGCAGUCUUACUCGCCCUUUCUUCCUGUCGGAACCCAGCAUCACUACAAGAAUGCUGUCGACGGCAUGAGCCAGAUCUACCGCAGCGAGGGUAUCAAGGGUCUAUACCGCGGAGUAGGGCCUGCGAUGAUCAGGACAGGCUUCGGUAGCUCGGUGCAGCUUCCUACAUACUUUUUCGCAAAGAGGCGGUUGGUCAAGCAUUUCGGAAUGGAGGAGGGCAUGCCGCUGCACAUUGCCAGCAGCACGGCGAGCGGCUUCGUUGUCUGCUGCGUUAUGCACCCUCCGGAUACCGUCAUGUCGCGCAUGUACAAUCAGACGGGCAACCUCUAUAACUCUGCGUUCGAUUGUCUGUACCGAACCGUCAAGACGGAGGGUCUUCUCGCGGUUUACAAGGGCUACUUCGCACAUCUGGCGCGCAUUCUUCCGCACACCAUCUUGACUCUCACACUUGCGGAGCAAACGAACAAGAUGAUGCGCAGAGUCGAAGACAGGGUGCUCUCGCCCGAGUUGAAAGCGAAGUUAUAG